AUGUCACAGCACGAAGCAAAUCUGAGAAAUUAUUUGUCAAAGUACAAACAUCCAAAUGAAGCAAGAGCAGAUAUUGCAAACACAAUGGCACAGUACAGAGAUUUGCGGCCUUCACUUGAACCAUUUGUUUUCAAUGAUGGAACACAUCGCCAGCUUGUUAAGCUUGAAGGCACGAUCCCUGUGUACUACAAAGGAAAUACCUACAACAUCCCAAUAUCAAUAUGGGUGCUUGAUACCCACCCUUAUAACCCACCCAUGGUAUUUGUGAAGCCAACCAAUACCAUGCAGAUCAAACCUGGCCGUUAUGUGGAUGCCAAUGGGAAAGUGGAUAUGCCUUUCAUUCGAGAAUGGAGACAUCCAACCUCAGAUCUUCUAAGUCUAGUGCAGAUCCUGGCCUUUUCCUUUGGGGAAGAGUGUCCUGUAUUCUCAAGGACAUCUGGACAAAGGCCACAGAGUGUGUCUUACCCUGGUCCACCACCAUUACCACCUGGGAUGCCAAUGCCUGGUUUACCCUACCCACCAUCCGGUGGUAUUCCUGGUGCAGGAUAUCCGGGUGCAGGCUAUCCACCUUAUCCACAAAUGGCUGGUUAUCUAAAUCAGAGUAGUGCACCAUAUCCCGGAUAUCCACCAUCCAGUCAGAAUAGUGGCUUUCCACCUCAGUACCCAGCCAGCACAACUGUCCCACCUUACCCAGGCCCACAGCAGUCUCCUGCCUACACAGAUGCUUUAACAGGUUAUCCUUCUUCGCAGUUCAACAGCCACACUGCUUAUCCUGCAGUUAACAGCAUUGGUGCCAAACCUCAAUUUACUCCAGGUGGUACUGUCACAGAAGCUGACCUGAGGGCAUCUCUGCUUUCUGCUGUAGAGGAUAAGAUCAAGUGGAGACUGAAGGAAACCUUUGCACAGGCGCAGGCAGAAAUGGACGUACUUUGUAAGACACAGAGAGAUUUGAAUGAUGGAAAACAGAAGUUGGACAAAAUCAUUUCAGAUUUAGACAAAGAGAAGAUGGAGAUAGAAAAAAACAUAAACUUAAUCAGGAAGAAGGACAGCGAAGUCAGAGAGGCUGUUCAGAAGAUGGAACAGCAUCAGGAUCUGAAGAUUGAUGAGGCUGUUGUCACUAUUGCCCCGUUAUACAGACAGUUGGUUGAUGCCUUUGCCGAAGAGCAAGCCAUUGAGGAUGCUAUUUACUAUCUGGGAGAGGCAUUGAGAAAGAAUGUAAUAGAACUGGAGUCAUUUCUGAAGAGAGUGAGAGAGCUUUCUAGAAAGCAGUUUAUGCUUCGAGCCACUAUUCAGAAGUGCAGGGAGAAGGCAGGUCUGCCACCACUGCUGUAA
Molecule: messenger RNA, 1332 nt
Organism: Candidula unifasciata
Lineage: Eukaryota; Metazoa; Mollusca; Gastropoda; Stylommatophora; Geomitridae
Source: the annotation of a GenBank genome assembly